UGUGUGUGUGUGCAGAUGCUGGCGCUCUGCUUGCUCGGACCGUCUCUGCGGAACGGGUGGAGUGUGAAUACGAGCCGCCAAUUGCUCAGCCGUAACGUUGACGAUGAUCCAUCCGCGACACCUAAUAAGGCGUUCGGGCUAAGACGGCGCUCACACUUGGAAUUUGUGUCCGCGGAGCUUUCCCUGCACCGCCACUCGCUGCCAAAGAACACAGGGAGAGGCAUCGGCACGUGCUUCCCGUUUGGAGCCACUCUCGCUGCUUACACCACUCGGGCCGCUGCUCAAUGCACAAGGCCAUCAUCACCCAGCACGGUUCCAUCCUCGAGCACUGACUUCUUCCCACUCCCGCCACCUCGCCACGAGCCCAACGCCAAACGCUACGAUCCAGGAUUCCCUACCGGCCCUGGCGUCGCUGCCUCUAUCGUCAGCAUGGAGGGGACAUGCCUGAGCUGUGUCAAGUACCUCAUGGUGUUCUUCAACGCCCUUAUCUUUCUGGCGGGGCUCUGCCUGGUCACGGUGGGCGUGUGGGCAGUGGCGGACCCUGGCGGGGUCGCGGAGGUCGUCUCCUCCCAUCAUCCCUUGCUGCUGAGGAGUGUGCACGUGAUUUUGGCCGUGGGGGCCGUGUUUCUGCUGCUGGGGCUCCUGGGCUGCUGCGGAGCUCUCUGUGAGAGCCGGAGGACGCUCACUUUCUUCUUCAUUCUGCUGCUGAUAAUCUUCAUGGUCGAGUUAGUUACGGCGAUCGUGGCAUUUGUUUUUCGAGAACAGUUAAACGAAGAUUAUUUUGCUCUCGAGCUCAAGAUGCGCUAUCAAGGAGACAACGCCACUGAUGUUUUCUCAAGGUUUUGGAAUUCAGCUAUGAAGACGUUCGGGUGCUGUGGGGUGCGAGGUCCCUCGGAUUUUUGGGAAGGGACCCUCUUCUGGCAGCUGUCCUCGGGCAAGAUUAUUCCAGAGGCAUGCUGCAAGGGAGACAUUCACGAAGAGAGUCAGGCCACGAUGGACAGGCUCAGAUGCUUGCUGGGGGACCCCCGACAUCGGAAUGAGCAGGGAUGCUACACGAAAAUUAUGCAGUCCCUUCACAACUACAUACUGACUGUGGGAGGAGUGGUCAUAGGGUUACUCCUAAUACAGCUGCUUGCCAUGUCCUUCACCCUGUGUCUUUUCCGAAGAAUGAUAUGAUUCAUUUCGUCCGACAACCAAAUUUAUUCAUUAUUAUCAUCAUCAUCAGAAAUCCCGAGAACCUACGACUCCUCUUUAAAAACUAAAAACUCCAGGGAAGCUAACGUUCUUCCGACGUUUAGCGGUGCGUGUUGACGUGGACAGUUUCCCACCACGCCUAAUUGUACAUCUGUAACAUACAAAUUGCAAUUUAUGAUUUCACUUAUGAAGGAGAUGGAAACGUCUCGCGCUAAUGAUCAUCUUUUCUACGCAGCACGUGUACAUAUUUACUGUAAUGUAUGGUGUGUCUUAAUUUUUGCUAUUACGUGUUUCUUAUGAAAUCAAAAUGUAAAACCUAAACAAUUAUUGUCGACGUAGUGGAGAGAUAGCAGCUUGCUGUGGAAAAUGAGACAUCUGCCAUUUAUUAAGAAUGCCGUGUAUCAGUGUAUGUGGUGAAUACGUUUGUUACAAAUAUCUUGUAGCUGCUAUUACUUUUGUAUACUGUGUAAUUAUUCCCCCCCAUUAAUCCUGCCAUUAAACGAAGCGAUUUAACUCCGGAGCUCUCAGUAAAUGAAUCCAUAUAUGUGCACUAAGUGUGAGCAAUGUGUUCAAGACAAGUAUUAUUAUUAUUCCGUAACAACUGGGUUGUUAAUGUUUAUACAUUUUUACAAAAUUUUGAUUACACCACAAAACUAAAAUGCGCAGCUGGUGUAGAUUUCAUGAAUCUUGUUUAAACGUUCAUGAUAAAUCUAUUCUGUACCCUUCACAGGAAAACUAAAGUGCAUUGCUUUAAAAAUAAUAAUAAUAAAGUUGUCCAUACUCAG
Messenger RNA from Petromyzon marinus (sea lamprey), 1979 nucleotides. RefSeq names its product tetraspanin-18. NCBI's taxonomy places the organism in Eukaryota, Metazoa, Chordata, Hyperoartia, Petromyzontiformes, Petromyzontidae. The record is from RefSeq and is a predicted model, not a curated record. Gene Ontology annotation, cellular component: plasma membrane.